Pyrus x bretschneideri (Chinese white pear) is the source of this 1838-nucleotide messenger RNA. Its product is annotated as putative pentatricopeptide repeat-containing protein At1g03510. The record is from RefSeq and is a predicted model, not a curated record. The transcript has a single exon. Gene Ontology annotation, biological process: RNA modification. NCBI's taxonomy places the organism in Eukaryota, Viridiplantae, Streptophyta, Magnoliopsida, Rosales, Rosaceae. Gene Ontology annotation, molecular function: protein binding; RNA binding. The coding region runs from base 96 to 1388 and encodes 430 amino acids.
UUUCUAAGUCCCUCCCCUAAAUCAGGGAACAAAGAUCUAACUAACUUGCUUGUUCAAUGCUAAAUACUUGAUUGAUCCCCAAAGCACUGAACAACAUGGGGUCCUACAACCAGUCAAACUUCCAACGGUUGCUUUCUUUCACCAAGCUCUUAACCUCCCAUGUCAGCCAAGGUCGUCAUGACGAAGCCCUUUCCCUCUUCCACCACAUGCAGACCUCACUGGCUCUAUCUCUCGACCCCCAUGUCUUCUCUCUUGUUCUCAAGUCCUGCUCCGCCGUCCACCGCCCGCAACUCGGCGUAUCCGUCCAUGCCCAUGUCGCCAAAUCUUCCAUCCUAUCAAACCCAUUUGUGGCUUCUGCUCUUGUCGACAUGUAUGGCAAGUGCGUGUUAUUGUCGACCGCACGCAACCUGUUUGAUGAAAUUGCUCACAGGAAUGUUGUUGUGUGGAAUGCUAUGAUAUCACUUUAUACGCGUAACGGUAAUGUGUUCGAUGCUUUGGGAUUGUUUGACGCAAUGGAUGUUGAACCCGAUGUGUCAACUUUUAAUACCAUUAUAUCUGGUAUGUCAGGAUUGGAUGAUGGGUCGUUUAAGGCUGUCGAGUUCUAUAGGAAAAUGAGAGCGUGCGGAAGGGAACCGGAUUUAAUAACGCUGCUUGCUCUGUUACGUGCUUUUGUUGAUAUAGCGGCUUUAAGGUUUAUUAAGGAAAUUCAUGGUUAUGAUGUGAGAAAUGAGAUUGACUCACAUUCCCAAUUGAGUAGUGGCCUAGUAGAGGCCUACGGGCGCUGUGGUUGUCUUGCAAAUGCGCGUAAUCUGUUCCGCUAUAUGAAGAAAAAGGAUGUGGUUGCAUGGAGUAGUCUGAUGUCUGCGUAUGCACUUCAUGGGGAGGCAAGAACUGCAUUGGAAAUUUUCAGAGAGAUGGAAUUGGGGAAAGUAGAGCCUGAUGAGAUUACUUUUCUUGUGGUACUGAAGGCGUGCAGCCAUGCUGAAGGAUUAGCAGAUGAAGCACUGCAUUAUUUUGGUCGGAUGCAUGAGGAUUAUGGUGUGCAAGCAAAUAGUGAUCACUAUUCUUGUUUAGUAGAUGUUCUGAGCAGAGCAGGGAGGUUGCAUGAGGCAUAUGAGGUCAUAAGGAAAAUGCCAGUGAAGGUGACUGCUAAAGCUUGGGGUGCUCUUCUUUCAGCAUGUAGAACUUACGGAGACUUGGACCUUGCUGAGAUUGCAGGGAAAGCUCUGUCCGAAAUUGAACCUGAUAAUCCUGCCAAUUAUUUACUAUUGGCAAGAAUGUAUUCUGGCUUAGGCAGGCAUGAGGAAGCGCAACGAAUGAGAAGGAAAAUGAAGGAGAAGGGAGUGAAGGCAUCAUCUGGCACUAGUUGGGUGGUUUAUCAAGACUAAUUUCAGGUGUUGGGAAGUUAUCAGGUUUCGCCUUACUGCGAACAGCUUUCUUUCGCCUGUCAAAUAUCUGACCCUAAUCUACGACAUUGAGAACGAAGAAGCAGCGUUUUUGGGAGAGAUCAGAUGAUGAGGAAGGAAUUUCUUUUCGAACCAGUGGCAAGCUUCAAGAUGUCUUCAUUUUUUCAACACGAAUUUUCUGGUUUUUUACUGAAAUUUGAAGACGGUGAAGAGUGAAGAUACAUUGAGUUGCUUUAGGUCCCCGGAUGUAUAUGUAAAAAUAUAUUCUUAAGAGUUAUUUUGCGCUGCGUGGAUAAAGAACGCACGCAGUUACAACGAUCCAACAGAAGUGUCUCUGUCUAGAAUUGUUCAUCACUUUUUCAAUACCGAAUUUCUGAAUGACUCAACUCAACAUUGUAUGUGAGCUGCCUUGUUGAAUCAAGGGCUUUCAUU